Acanthochromis polyacanthus (spiny chromis) is the source of this 2671-nucleotide messenger RNA. RefSeq names its product nocturnin a (gene nocta). Lineage: Eukaryota; Metazoa; Chordata; Actinopteri; Pomacentridae. The transcript is spliced from 3 exons. The record is from RefSeq and is a predicted model, not a curated record. Gene Ontology annotation, molecular function: poly(A)-specific ribonuclease activity. Bases 801 to 2090 code for a protein of 429 amino acids. Gene Ontology annotation, biological process: circadian rhythm.
CUCCAAAUCCAUUAGUCUGUUUUUGAAUAAUGUUGCUGACAGACAGACAGACAGACAGAUGCUCAUCAAAUUCCUCCGCCGUGUUCCUUGGUGGAGUGAUUAUGACUAGAGGUACACAUAUUUUAGUUGGGUGUUAACGUCCUUAAUUAAUUAAAGGGUAAUCAGUAGCUUCAUUGAAAGUAAUAAAUGCCUGGUUAGGAUUCAGUGCUCUAAAGGAGAUAGAACACUGACCUUAACCAGAUCAAUAAAUGAAGCAGUCCUUAGACAACUCUGUCUCUGUCUUCAUCAGUCCACAGAACAUGCAGCUGUUGUAUACAUGUGUGUGUUGGUGUGUGUACAGCCCUGCCAUCCCCACCUGCUCAACAGGAAGCUCAUCUUCAUCAAAGCCCCGCCCACUUACUCCAUUACUUAUCCACACCACACACACACACUCAGUCAUUCACACACCCCUGCAGCUCGGACUCUACCUCUCCUUUUCAUCCUCCUUCUCUUUCUGAACAUACUUCCUGUUUGUCCCAGUCAGCAUCUUUCAUCGCUAUGGGAACAGAAACCUCAUUGGUCCUUGUCUCCUCUGCCCUCCUCUCUCUCCAUGUCUGAGACGGGUUUAUUGUGUCUCCUACGUCUCUGGAGGACAUUCUGUCACCCAGCCAGCAACAGAGGACGGGUGAGGAAGGGAGACAAAGGGAGGGAGGGAGGAGCUGAUGAUUCAGAGAGAGGAUGAGACGGAUCAGGGAUGAGUCACAGAGACAGAGAAGGAUCCAGCUCACGGACAACCAGAAGACAGAAGGGAUCAGGACUGAAUGACAGACAGACGGACAGACAGAGAGGUGGACAUGCCUGGUCUUCAGAUGCAUGAAGAAAAUGGAAGAAAACAUUUGAUCAAACAUGGAGGGGACGUUUGUCCAAUGGGCAGCAGCAGCAGCAGCAGGAGGUUGUUUGGUACAUUGGCCCAGUCACUGAACAGCACCCAACCAGACCCAUACCCUGAGGAGAGCCCAGACCAGGACCUGGACCACGAGGUGAACCCAGACCAGCUGCUCAGAGAGUGUGAGGAGGCCCUGCAGAGGCGUCCAGCCCGGCCUCAUCGGGAUCUGGUUUAUCCCAGAGGGACGGAGCCAAGCCGCCGUAAGCACAACCCCUCCAUCCGGGUGAUGCAGUGGAAUAUACUGGCACAAGCUCUCGGGGAGGGGAAGGACGGAUUCAUCCGCUGUCCACUGGAUGCUCUUAACUGGCAUGAACGAAAGUACCUGAUCCUGGAGGAGAUCCUCACCUACCGCCCUGACAUCCUCUGUCUGCAGGAGGUGGACCAUUACUAUGACACGUUCCUGCCCAUCAUGACCAGCCUGGGCUACCAUGGCAGCUUCCUGGCCAAACCCUGGUCCCCCUGUCUGGACGUGAAGCAGAACAACGGCCCUGACGGCUGCGCUCUGUUUUACCACCGCUCACGCUUCUCCCUCCAGGACACAGUUCACCUGCGGUUGUCGGCCAUGAUGCUGCCCACCAACCAGGUAGCCAUCGUCCAAACGCUGAACUGUCGGGCGACGGGCCGGUGGCUGUGCGUAGCCGUCACCCAUCUGAAGGCUCGUAGCGGCUGGGAGAGGCUGCGGAGCGCCCAGGGUGCCAACCUGCUGCAGAGCCUGAGAAGCAUCACGUCCCGAGGCAGCGGUCAGAGCGAGGCGGAGUCCGGGGCCGUUCCUUUGGUCGUGUGUGGGGACUUCAACGCUGAACCCUCUGAGGACGUUUACCUGCGCUUCAGCUCCUCCCCCCUCGGCCUCAGCUCCGCCUACAAGCUGCUGAGCUCUGAUGGACAGACGGAGCCGGCCUACACCACCUGGAAGAUCCGCCCGUCUGGAGAGAGCUGCAGCACGUUGGACUACAUCUGGUAUACCCAGGAGGCUCUGAGCGUGGACAGCCUGCUGGACAUCCCCACUGAGGAGCAGAUCGGCCCGGACCGCCUGCCCUCCUACCACUACCCCUCUGACCACCUGUCCCUGCUCUGUGACGUCAGCUUCAGGGAGGAGCCCCACAAGCUGAUCUCGGCACAGCACAGAGGCCCUGGACCAAUAGGAGGACCUUCAGAAGCUUUAUGAACCGAACGUUUCAUCAGAGUGGUGAAAGUAAAGAGAAUGUUUUCACAUUUCAGGUAGCUGAGGAUAGGACGGAGCAGAUCCCAGACAGCAUUUAUGCUCUGGUCUCAUGAUCUCACACAUGUAUGUGGAUGUUUCCAUGACGGUCUGGGCACAUCUGAAGAAAAGAAACACAAUGCUAACAUCUGAAAACGUUCAUCCAGACUCUGGCACGUCUUCAGCAGUGACUCUGUCCUGGUGGGUCUCCCUGUGGGGUUCACAGGUUUGGAGUCUCCACUGUCUUCACUCAUUUUGAGCUCUUAAACUUUCUUAAAGUGAACAUCAGCUCAAAGGGCAGCUCAGAGCUUGGUCUGCUGACCUGUGAACACUGGAAACCGGCUGCAGGUAUUUAUUAGUAAGACUGUUCUCUGUGCUCUUCAUGAGCAGCUUUUCCUCUAGUGCUUCUAAAUGGUUAUCCACUGAGGGGUCGCUGCUUUCUCAGUCUUAUGUUGUUGCAAAAGGCCUCAUUAAACAUGAGACAUGUUAUUAAUAUAUAUACAUAAUGAAAGUAAUAUUUGAAUAGUAAUAAAGAAUUAUUUUACUCA